AAUCAAGCCUCGCUUGACGGUUGGCCGUAAAUCAGGACGCAGUGUAGUUUUUUGCGACUCCGGUCCCACAUUAUUACAACGUUAGGAACUGUUUCGGUAAAGGAGGGUUUUUAAGUUUGAAUGGCAACGCCGAGAGGACUUUUAACUGCUCGCGUUCUUUUGUAUAUUUGCGAUUGUAAAGUGUGUAAGCGAUAGAUGAUUAUGAGCCGUUUGGUGAAGAAUUCUAGCAAAUGUGUCAAUGAUGUCAACAGACAGGGACAUGCCCAAAGCUAACUAGCUAGCCUUUGCUAGCCUUAUUGUUACGCGUUGGACAGGUAAGCUGCCUUUAGCUUAACGCAAUAUAUCCACUGGGAUUUUAAGAAAGUAACUACAGCCUGUCGCCGUUGGCACCGAAAGCUCGACACAUGAAAAUAUGUCAGCGCAAAAAGAUUGCGAGUUUUUGGUGAGACGAGCCCGCGAGCUGGUCUCUGAUGAUCCCUGUGCGGCUAAAGCCUGGCUCAUCACAGCCAGGACCCUGUACCCUGCAGACUUCAACAUACAGUAUGAAAUGUACAUCAUUGAACGCAAUGCAGAGAGGACAGCACCAGCUGGGAGACUCCUGUACGACAUGUUUAUAAACUUUCCAGAUCAACCCACAGUCUGGCGGGAGAUCAGUGUCAUCACAGCUGCCCUGCGUGGCGACUCUCAGGACAAGCAUGCACAGUUUCUACGAGGACUUUUUGAGACACUUCCUGGCCGCGUGCAGUGUGAAAUGCUACUCAAAGCCACAGAGCAGUGUUUCAACACUCUGGAGAAGGCGGAGAUGCUGCUGCUCCUUCUGAAGCGCUUCCCGGAGUCUGUGGUCCAACAUGGGGUCAAUUUAGGAGAGACGUUGUUGGAGGCGGAGGUGUCAGAGAAUGUAGAGACUCCUGUCAACUGCUUCAGAAAACUCUUUGUGUGUGACGUCCUUCCUUUGGUCAUCAACAAUAUGGACAUGCGCUUGCCGGCAAGCCUGAUGCAGAAGUACAUGCUGAAAGCAGCUGAAUUCUAUAUUGGUUAUGUUACCCGUGGACCCUCACCUGAUGUACAGAUACAGGGCUCUCAAGAAGCCGGCUCGCUGAAGUCACCCAGUGUGUCUCGUGGUUCCCAGCGUUAUGUGAUUGAUGGCCUGUCAGAAAAGUCUUCAGUGGUAGCAGAGCCCUGGGAGAGGCUGUUGGAUAUCCUCGCUGUGGUUGGAGCUCGCUGCGAGUGGCAGGGAGACAAGGGACAGAGGAGUUAUGUGGACAUGUUGGUGAGGGUGAAGGAGUUGUGUCGCUACUUGCCUGGUCUGGAAGGAGACACAAGGUCCCGCUGCUGCAGUCAAGUGGUCAUCUGUGCUGCGCUCGUCCUGUUCCGCAGCGUCUUUCUCUAUGUCUCAGCUGUACAGCCUGCACUGUUCCAGGGUGUCAAUGCGUUGAAUUUGGGGCCAUGGAUCCUUGUGGAGGAUUUGAGCUUGGUGUAUAAUGAUGUGGACUUGGAGAGGGGAGCAGUGAAACAUGCACAUAAGAAACGCAAACUGGCUGAUGGGAGAGAGAAGACGAUGAGCUCAGAUGAUGAGGAGGGGUUGGGGAAAGGCCGCAGUCGACACAUUUCAGUGAACAAGACUGAGAUGCCCAACUGGUCAGAGACUCUGGAGAGCUUCCGCACAGCGAGGGAGAGCUGGGAUCUGCUUCACUCCCACGACGGCCUGGAAACUGAGUUCAAGAAGAUCUGUGCAUCUUGGAAGACAGACAGUUGGCUGUGGUUCAGAAUAUUCCUCAGUGACAUGAUCAUGUACCAGGGGCAGUACCGUAAGGCCCUCUCCAGCCUGCACCAGAUGGCUGCGGUGCUGCAGCCUCAGCCUGGGCAGCAAAGCCCCUCAGGCCAGGCCAGUCUGGAGCACCACAGGGCCCUCAUACAGCAGGCCUCCUGCCACUACGCACUGGGGGAGUACAGGGUAAACACACACACACACACACACACACACACACACACACACACCCACACACACACCGUCUCUCUCUCUUCCUCCAAAUUCCAGCUCUCUGAAGGCGUGGACUCCUCACCUCCACACUCCCCCCUCCUCUCCGACCCCUCCGCCUGUCUCCCCUCUGUGUGGCAUCUCUCCCCCCUGCUCGUCGCCUCUGCUGCACCACACUCCAGUCAGUCGCUCUGUGAGCUCUUAUCUCUGGUUUCUUAAAGUUCAUCCAAUAUUACACUCAGUGCUACAAUCAAAAGCCCAACCACAUCUCACCACCUUUGAAACAAAUGUCAGACUUAAGACCCCGCCCCUUGCCCGUCAGUCCUCCAGCUCUUCUGGCUGUGUCCGAGAAGCGUCAAUCAGCAGCUUAUCUUUGCCUAUGCAGUGCAUUUAUUUUAAUUUUGUGAAGACAUUUGUAGGAGAGAGUCAAGCCAUUCAGGGAGGUUCUUGUGGACCUGGUCCUGAUUUUUACACACUUUGGUCUUGCUUUAUAAACGGGGGUUAAGCUCAGUCCUAGACGUUUAAACUGGUACCUGUCCAACAUCCCUACCCUCUCUAAAGUGAGUUGUAAAUUAAAAUUUGGGACCCACUUCUGAAUUUUAUGAAUUGUACCAUCAUUGAAAGUUUUGAGGGCACCAGUGUAUAAAAUCUUCACUUGAAAUUUGGACAUUCAAAUGAAAUCAUGGUAAAUAUGAAGCUACUCAGACACAUAAUAGGAAAACAUUCCAUUAAGCGGUACUGAGGUGUAGACAUAGUCAUUUCCAUGCCACGAUUUUCCGGACUUCACUGUCCGAUGAACCCAAAGCUCCCACAGGGAAACCCAGUUUCCACCUCCACACCUGCUCUCCUCAUGGCUUACUUCACCUGUCCGUUUCUCCAAAUUUCUUUUUUAAAAAGGAAUUAUUUGGUUUUGGUCUCCCACAGGAAUACAUUUGGAUUCUUGUUUUUAAACUGAGAAAAAACUAAUGUAAUGUUCAGCAGUACCACAACCCGUCACAAGUCUGGAUGGAAAUGUUCCAAAUGAGUUUGAAAAAUAGUGCAUCAUCUAAACUACAGCAACAGAUAAAUAUGUCAAAAUGAUUCAUCUGUAAAUAAAGAUAUUAAAGUCUGUGUAAAUUAAA
Scophthalmus maximus (turbot) is the source of this 3099-nucleotide messenger RNA. It is a transcript of the gene ints10, whose product is annotated as integrator complex subunit 10. Gene Ontology annotation, cellular component: integrator complex. Gene Ontology annotation, biological process: snRNA processing. The coding region runs from base 413 to 2197 and encodes 594 amino acids. The record is from RefSeq and is a predicted model, not a curated record. The transcript has 13 exons. Lineage: Eukaryota; Metazoa; Chordata; Actinopteri; Pleuronectiformes; Scophthalmidae.